Molecule: messenger RNA, 1185 nt
Organism: Fusarium mangiferae
Lineage: Eukaryota; Fungi; Ascomycota; Sordariomycetes; Hypocreales; Nectriaceae
Exons: 3
Coding region: 1-1185 (394 amino acids)
Cellular component (GO): fungal-type vacuole; plasma membrane
Source: RefSeq, a predicted model, not a curated record
AUGGCAGGCGACUGUGGAACGACCUGUCCGGCCUCUGAUGGCUUCUACUCAUACAAUCCCAGUGUAGGGGGCAAUGCUGUGUUGCUUGUUGUCUUUGCUCUCCUUGCUCUCGCCGCCAUCUAUUUUGGUAUCCGCUCUAGGACCUACCUCUUCUCCCUCGCACUCACCACAGGACUUUUUCUCGAAGUACUAGGAUUUGUUGGCCGUAUUCUGCUUCACUCGAAGCGAGAUAGCCAAAGCCACUUCUUCCUCUUUUUAUUCGGAACAGUCUUGGGGCCAUCGUUGAUUAGUGUUGCCAUCUUCAUAAUCCUUCCUCACAUUCUUGGCAUUUAUGGAGAGCCACUUUGUCCUUUUAGGCCACUUGUAGCUGGCCUCGUUUUUUGGGGACUCGCUGCAGUCACUGUGCUAUUCGAGCUUAUCGGCAUCGUCUUUACGGCAUAUGAAUCUAAUGGAGUCACACGGAAACAAGGAGCAGCGAUCACAGCUACAGGUUUGGCCAUUCAAGCCCUGUCAUUGAUAGCAUGCACUGGGCUACACUUCUGGUUCACCCUCAGCUUGAGCACUCGUCGAGGAACCCUUGACGCCCGGCACUCACAGGUCUACUCCUCCUCUCGAUUUAAGAAGUUCCUCCUAGCAAUGGAGAUGGCAUCUGCUCUCUUGAUUGUCUACUCCUUCUAUCGGCUAGUCGAAUUUGCGGAUGGUGUUUCGGGGGAUGUCUUCCAGAACGAGGCUGCUUUCAUGGUUGUUGGAGGACUUCUCCCCUUCUUAGCCGCAGCACUCUUGACAGCCAUCCACCCAGGCAAUGCCUUUGCUGAUGCCUGGGCCCCUACAUCACCUCGCGGGAUCAAACGUCAAAGUCGACCAACACCUGUACAAUCUCCCACCCCUAGUGGUCAUCCCGUCCACCAUUUAUAUGACCCCGACAUUCGCAAGCAGAUCUCGCCGACGUCACCAAAACACCGGAACUCAGCUGGACCACCUGAGCUUCCACAGGGAUCCAUGGGUCUGCCUGCGCAUCCGAAGCCGGUGCCAAGACCCCCGAGUCCUCGGGAUCCCAAUGCCCCGCGCAAGGGGCCACCUGCACCGCUGAAUCUGGCGGCCGUGCGUGCAUCACGAAAUAGUUGCAGGGCAGAACAGAGAGGUCAUGCACCAAAGGAUAUGGUUCCCGAUGGAGAGCUGUGGUAA